Somion occarium is the source of this 3086-nucleotide messenger RNA. Lineage: Eukaryota; Fungi; Basidiomycota; Agaricomycetes; Polyporales; Cerrenaceae. The record is from the annotation of a GenBank genome assembly.
GUUUUCUUGCAUAUCGGCUGCAGUUCGACGCGUCGGAGAUGUCGUUACGCUUCAGGCGACCCAGCCGAAAGUCAUCGACCCCAUUCUUCCCUGGGGCAUGGCCUAGUACACCAGCGCAUGGGAAUGCAUCCGAUUCCUGCAUGGUCCACGCAGAAGAUAUCGAGGCACUGGGACAAAGCCAACGUUCCACAAGCAGCAGCAAUCGGCCAAAUGUCCCUAGUCCGGCACAUCUUGAACAUGUUGUCAAUUUCCAUCGACGUAUCUCUCAAUCUUAUGCCAACCUUGUUCGCUCGCCUAGGCAACCCAAUCCCUCUAAUUCGGUUACCUCUUCUCCUGCCAUACGAAGCCAUCCGACGUCCCCCGUGCUGAGUGAUGUAUCAACUACUGCCUCGGAUGGUAUACACACGCCAGAGGACUACCCUACGAAUUUCCCUCAGGGACCUUUCAUAACACAUAGCAAGGCAUCCCCCGACCAAUUCGGCCAAGCUCCUAGUCGACCUCCACGCCAUCCCAGUAGAACCUCCUCAGCCACCUAUGCUCAGACAGGGAGCACUCGAAAGCCUUUUGAUAGUCGACGGCUCUCUAUUCAGCUUGAUGCUCCACUAUUGAACUUUACGCCAGGUCUUCCUCCACUCGAUCUCCCUUCCCAUCAACUGGCUUUCUCACCGGAAUCCGUCAAUUCCUACUUCUCCACAGACAACGAGCGUGCAAGUGGUAUGGAUGUGGACUUCCCAGAGCCACCUUCAUAUUCUUCCUCAUCCUCUUCGUUAGCGAUAUCCGAAGGACGUUCAUCCCUGCCUCUACCUGGACUUGCCACUACAUUCUUCCCGGUCUCUGAGCACCAAACAACGGAAUGGGCAAGACCACCGGCCUCAUCCCUUUCAGGCUCCUCUGUCGGCCUUAGCACCGACUCACCGGUGCUCCCGUCUGACAACGGGCUAAGCCCAACCAGCGCAUACGAGGUCACUUCCCCCAACCAGCACCUCAGCCCUUCAAGUGCUGACAUGGAUGCCUUUGGGCUGGCUGCGACAAAUUCCCUGCUGCUGGAUUCGCGUUCCGUCUUGUCCAUUCCUACUUCGUUUCGAUCUACGUCUGCUCAAGGGUCUAUCUCUUUAGAUGAUACUGCCCAAGGACACGCUUGCAGACGAUCCUCUGUGUCUACCAGCUCGUUGUUAGAAUUAUCUUCGGAAGUAAAUGGCCAAGUGGUUAAUUAUCCUCUGGCACCAAAUCGAAGGAGUGGAGCUCCCUCUCCAUCACCUUCCUUGGUUUCUCGCAGCGAGGUGAACGCCAGAACUAGAACAGUGAGCGCGCAGGUUGUUGCAUUAGCAAAUACAGACAAACCAAAGAAGAAUCCAUAUAAGGGCGGCAAGCUGUUAUCCCUGAAUAAAGUCAAGCAAAUUGGUUCCCGCAUCAAGAACCUUUUCAAAGGAAAGGUCAAUCCUACGACUCCACGCGAUACGGUUUUUGGCGUCACAACCACUACGGCUACCGUAGAGUAUACCUCAGAACAUCCAAUUCCACGCCGCCGAUCGGUUAGCCGCAUUAUGAAUACACCACUUCUCACUCCAAGAUCGCACACGAGUCCCGUCUUCAUGUUUUCUUCUAAGAAACGCCGCCAGUCCAUGCCUGCAGGUGCAGGCUCGAUGCCAGAUGUAUCUCAACCUCGACCCCUUCGUCCAGUUUCUUUCCUUGCGAUGGAUAGCCGAAACCACAAUUCUUCACGACAUCUCCUUUCCACGCCGAGUGUUAUAGGGUUGACCAGGAAUGACGCCCAUCAGAAAUCUCAACCAAAGAAACAACAGCAUAGGCAAUCAGUCGUGUACGUCUCUCACCAUGACAAUAAGCGAGGCAUCGACAUCGAUUCAACCCGCUAUCCCCCACCUGUUCGUUCUCGCACGCGCACGCAGACGGCACCAGCCAGUAGUAAAGAUAAUGCACGCAGAAACUCUCGACGAUUUUCCUUAAGUUCCGCUCUCGGAGAUGCUAUUCGGACAACAGUAAUUCCGCACCCACCUCUUCCUCUUCCUCAGCAGGCAGAUCGCCAUGCAGUGUACGGACGUUUACAUCGUCGGAGCGCAAGUACCAGUGCUGGCGAUGCUUGGAAUGCCGCCAAGGCUCGUUCAGGACGCAACGUUGAGGUUUCCCCACCUGCAAGCCCCAAAGCACCGGAAGCAGAGCGAGUAGCCACGCAGGACUCUUCAGAUGAGCGUGCGGAUCCUAGGGACCGUAGCGGCGCUACAUUUGACUCAGGGCAUCUAGGCGACACGCUGAUGUACCAAGAGGCUAUUUUGUUGCCUGGGAACAGAGAAUACGGUGGUCGUUCUCGGUCGCAUACUCAGUCAACCAUUCAAGGUCCUAGUGGUCCGGCGAGCUCAGAAAUCAAAAGGAGAUCCCGAGGCUUUUCCCUCUCGUCUGCCAUAUCUAAACGCGCCCUGAAAGCGCGAAGUAUGAUUGUUGGGCGGAACGUGGAUGUUGCAGUUCCGGCUAUACCCCCUCAAUACGUGCAGACAGGUGGACUAACGACGUCUAUUAGUGGCAUAUCGUUUGAUAUGUUGACAUCUGGCACCGAUUCGUUGCGUUCCAGACGAGAAGAUGCCGGUUCUGGAUGUGCAGAGUACGACCCCAAUCUGGUUCUUGACAGGAUGAGCUUUGCUGAGACACCCGAGGUGUCAAGCACUGAGGCUAGCUGUACGAAUCUCUCGUUGAACCCAGGUCUUUCUACUUUGCACCCUAGCUUUUCGAGGGACGGGUAUUUCAGCGCAGAAUCAAGCUCUUCUAUUGCCUCGGAAGAAGAUACGCCUAUGCACGAGGACGUGGAGGAAAGGGAGUUCAUGCGAACUCUGGGUCUAGAAUUCGAUGCAAUUGUUGAACGUGCCAGGAGUGAAUAAAGUCGUAAGAAUCCUGCAGCGAAUGUACAGCAUCUUUUUUUCGUUUUUGUUUUUCAACGUCGUCCAUCAUUACCAUCAGGAUACUGUUGUUCUCAAGGCUUCCAAAUUUUGUUCGACCGGCGCAUGUAUAUACCAUGGGUACUUCCGUUAAUACCUUAUGUUCUAUCAAUUAAUUUCUAAUCAAAUCUUGGAGGAUUU